Molecule: messenger RNA, 1428 nt
Organism: Pichia kudriavzevii
Lineage: Eukaryota; Fungi; Ascomycota; Pichiomycetes; Pichiales; Pichiaceae
Exons: 1
Coding region: 1-1428 (475 amino acids)
Biological process (GO): regulation of protein catabolic process; ubiquitin-dependent protein catabolic process
Cellular component (GO): proteasome regulatory particle, lid subcomplex; proteasome complex
Molecular function (GO): protein binding; enzyme regulator activity
Source: RefSeq, a predicted model, not a curated record
AUGACAACUGAAUCUGAAAUUGCGCCCAACGAGCAUCAACUAUUCAAACAACUUGUUGGAUUUUUGGAGUUGAUUAAGGAGUCUUCUGUUAAAUUUGAUCCUCGUUAUAUACUUCGAGUUUUUCGUGAGUUAACUGCAAUAAGAAGACAAAUUAGUGCUGACGACUUAGUUCGGUUGGUCCAUCAGUUUUAUCCGGCAAUACAUCCCAAUGUUGAAAAUCUAAUCGAGGCCUUGACACCAUUCAGAAUCAGUUUGACUGAAAAUACGGGUGAUGAAAUGGAAAUCGAUAAUGACCAAACCAGUGAUUCUCAUGAAGUUCUUCCGGAAAUUGAUGUUUUCGUACAUCUUCUAGUUCAGAUUUUCUUGCAUGAUAAGGGAGAAACUAAAGCGUUGUACAACUUCAACAAACAUGUUAUCAAUGUUUUGAAAACAUACAAUUAUAGAACUUUAGACUACAUACAGGCAAAGGUGUGGUACUAUAUCUUCAGAGCUAGUGAAUUGGCCAAUGAUUUAGUCAAUAUCAGGGUUGAAUUGAUGAAUGCCUUUAGAACAGCAACAUUGAGACAUGAUACAGAAACUCGUGCAUCGGUUAUUACGUUAUUAUUAAGAGACUACAUUCUAAGUAACGACAUAAAUCAGGCAUACAAUCUAGUUGAGAAAACCGAAUUCCCCGAUGAAGCAUCCAAUCCUGUUGUGGCGAGAUACUAUUACUAUUUGGCAAGAAUCCACACCAUCCAGUUAGACUAUUCAUCUGCAUUGGAAUGUGUCACCACGGCAAUUAGAAAGUGUCCUCAAACGAAAAAUGCCAGUGGGUUCUUACAAAGUGCCACUAAGUUGCAAAUCAUUAUUCAGCUUUUAACUGGUGAGAUUCCCGAGUUGUCGAGUUUUGAAAACCCACAACUAGUAAAAUCUUUGAAGGCAUAUUCUGAGGUCACAAAGGCGGUCAGAUUAGGUGACUUGACUAUUUUCAGUGAUGCGUUGGAAACGUUUGGUGAACAACUAAAGAAGGACAAAAAUUACAAUCUUGUUCUUCGUUUAAGACAAAACGUCAUCAAGACAGGUAUUCGGAUCAUUUCCCUAACGUAUAAACGUAUUUCGCUUAAGGAUAUCUGUAUCAAACUCCACCUUGAUAGUGAACUUACUGCAGAAUACGUCGUUGCGAAGGCAAUCAAAGACGGUGUUGUCGAGGCCAUGAUUGAUCACACCAAGGGGUACAUGGAAUCCCUGGAGGUGUCUGAUGUGUACAGUAGCGUUGCUCCUCAGGAGGAAUUUGAUCGCCGUAUCAAGUUUUGUAUGCAGCUCCACAACGACUCUGUGAAGGCGAUGAGGUAUCCAAUGAACAAGGAACGUCGUGACGUUGACGCAGAUAUACAAGCCCGUGAACGUGAGCAAGAAUUGCUACAGUUCCUCCAGGAGGAAGAUUUCUAA